AUGGAGGCGUUAACAGGAGUAAUGAAAAAAGCAUGCGAUAUCGGAGUGUUUGAAGGAUUACGUCUAUCACCAAAUGGAGCUCAAAUAUCACAUUUCCUUUAUGCAGAUGAUGUGAUUUUUGUUGGUGAGUGGUCCUUUAAUAAUUUAUUAAAUUUGAAGCGCAUACUUAGAUGUUUUUAUUUAAGUUUGGGGCUAAAAGUAAAUUUGAAAAAGAGUAGUCUUUAUGGGGUCGGAUUAGAAGAUAACCCGGUUCAACUAAUGGCGAAUAUGACGGGGUGCGUAAGAGGAUCGUUUCCGUUUAAAUAUUUGGGACUUCAAGUUGGGGCUAACAUGAAUUUGAUCAAGAAUUGGGACCUGGUGGUGGAAACAUUUCAAAAGAGAUUGGCUCUUUGGAAGGCAAAAACUAUUUCUUUUGGGGGUCGCAUUACUUUGGUGAAUUUUGUUCUUAAUGCUCUACCUACAUACUAUUUUUCUCUAUUUAAAGCGCCAUUGGGGGUGAUAAAAAAGUUAGAAAAGAUAUGA
Molecule: messenger RNA, 522 nt
Organism: Helianthus annuus (common sunflower)
Lineage: Eukaryota; Viridiplantae; Streptophyta; Magnoliopsida; Asterales; Asteraceae
Exons: 1
Coding region: 1-522 (173 amino acids)
Source: RefSeq, a predicted model, not a curated record